This is a messenger RNA of Acinonyx jubatus (cheetah), 9948 nucleotides long. RefSeq names its product centrosome and spindle pole associated protein 1 (gene CSPP1). Gene Ontology annotation, biological process: positive regulation of cytokinesis. The coding region runs from base 5962 to 9627 and encodes 1221 amino acids. Gene Ontology annotation, cellular component: microtubule; centrosome; spindle pole. The record is from RefSeq and is a predicted model, not a curated record. The transcript has 30 exons. Lineage: Eukaryota; Metazoa; Chordata; Mammalia; Carnivora; Felidae.
AGAAUCCAAAGCAGGCCUUGUGCUGUCAGCAGAGAGCCUAAUGUGGAGCUUAAACCCAUGAACUAUGAGAUCAUGACCUGAGCUGAAGUCGGAUUCUUUUUAUUUUUUAAUUUUUUAAUGUUUAUUUUUGAGAGACAGAGACAGCAUGAGCGGGGGAGGGGCAGAGAGAGAGGGAGACUUAGAACAUGAAGCAGGCUCCAGCCUCCGAGCUGUCAGCACAGAGUCUGAUGUGGGGCUCGAACUCAUGAGCCAUGAGAUCAUGACCUCAGCCGAAGUUGGAUGCCCAACCAACUGAGCCACCCGGGUGCCCCUGAAGUUGGAUUCAUAACCGACUGAGUCACCCAGGCACCCCAGAAGUGACCUUUUCUUAAACAUGAAAAUUACUGUUUGCUGUUGAGCUGUUUUAAAUUUUUACUACAAAAAAACUUUUGUCAUAAUUAGCGAAUUAAAAAUGGCUUAACUAUAUAAAGUUUUGUUGGUUUGGAAUGUAUUUUGCUAAAACCAUAUUUUAUAAUCAGUGUUCUUUUUGGAAGUAAAUAAUAGAAUGAAGUUCACAUUAUGUACUACUUUCUACUUUAUUAAUUCCUUUUCUUCCUUCAAAAUGAUGAUGAAGGAACUCACCCCAAAAGAAAGAGCAGGAAGAAAUGACAGCCAGAGACUUAACACAGAUACAAGCAAGAUGUCUGAACCAUAAUUUAGAAUCUCAUAAUAAGAAUACUAGCUGGGGUUGAAAAAAGCAUAGAAUCCCUUUCUGCGGAGAUAAAAGAAGUAAAAUCUAGUCAGGAUGAAAUUUAAAAUGCUAUAACUGAGAUACAAUCUCGAAUGGAUGCCAUGACAGCAAUGAUGGAUGAAGCAGAGCAACUAAUCAGUGGUACAGAGAACAAACUUACAGAGAAUAAUGAAGUGGAAAAAAAAAAGAGGGAAACUAAGGCAAAAGAGCACAAUAUAAGAAUUAGAUAACUCAGUGACUCAUUAAAAAGGAAUAACAUUCGAGUCAUAGGGGUCCCAGAAGAUGAAGAGAGAGAAAAAGGGGUAGAAGGGUUAUGUGAGCAAGUCAUUGUAGAAAACUUAACUACUAUGGGGAAAGACAGAUAUCAAAAUCCAGGAAGCACAGAGAACUCUCAUCAGAUUCAACAAAAACCGACCAUCAACAAGGCAUCAUGGUCAAAUUCACAAAAUACUCAAGCAAGGAAAGAAUCAUGAAAACAGCAAGGGAAAAAAAGUCCUUAACCUACAAGGGAAGACAAUUAGGUUCACAGCAGACUUAUCCACAGAAACGUGUUAGGCCAGAAUGGAGUGGCAGGAUAUAUUCAAUGUGUAGAAUUGGAAACACUAUGCAGCCAAGAAUUCUUUACCCAGCAAGGCUGUCAUUCAAAAUAGAAAAAGAUUCCCAAACAAAAACUAAAGGAGUUCGUGACAACUAUACCAGCCCUGCAAGAAAUUUUAAGGGGGGCUCUCUGAAGGGAGAAAAGUUGAAAAAUAACAAAAUAGACCAAACGCAACAAAGACUAGAAAGGACCGGAGAACACCACCAGAAACUCCCAACUCUACAGGCAACAUAAUGGCAAUAAAUUCACAUCUUUCAGUACUCUAAAUGUCUGGACUAAGUGCUCCAAUCAAAAGAUAUAGGGUAGCAGAUAAGAAAACAAGAUUCAUGUAUAUGCUGCUCACAAGAGACUCAUUUUAGAUUUAAAGACACCUGCAGGGUGAAAGAACAGGGAUGGAGAAACAUCUGUCAUGCUGAUGGCUGCCAAAAGAAAGCCAGAGUAGCCAUACUUCUAUCAGACAAUCUAGAUUUUAAAAUAAAGACUAACAAGAGAUGAAGAAGGGCAUUAUAUCAUAAUUAAGGGGUCUGUUCACCAAGAACAUCUAACAGUUGUAAAUAUUUAUGCUCUAAAUGUAGUAGCACCUAAAUAUAUAAAUCAAUCACAAACAUACAGAAACUCAUUGAUAAUAAUACCAUAAUAGUAGGGGACUUCAAUAUCCCACUUACAGCAACAGACAGAUCAUGUAAGUAGAAAAUCAACAAGGAAACAAUGGCUUUGAAUGACACACUGGACAAGAUGGACUUAACAGAUACAUUGAGAACUUUUCAUCCUAAAGCAGCAGAAUACACAUUGUUCUUGAGUGCACAUGGAACAUCUCAAGAAUAGAUCACAUACUGGGACACAAAUCAGCCCUAAGUAAGUACAAAAAGAUCAAGAUCAUACCAUGUGUAUUUUUAGACCACAAUACUAUGAAACUCGAAAUCAACCACAAGAAAAAAAUUGGAAAGACUGAAUACUUGGAGACUAAAGAACAUCCUACUAAAGAAUGAAUGGGCUAAUCAAGAAGAUAAAGAGGAAAUUAAAAGGUACAUGGCAGCCAAUGAAAAUGAUAACACCACAGCCCAAAAUCUCUGGGAUCCAGCAAAGGCAGUCAUAAGAGGGAAGUAUAUAGCAAUCGAGGCCUUCCUAAAGAAGGAAGAAAGGUUUCAGAUACACAACCUAACCUUACACCUUAAAGAGCUGGAAAAAGAACAGCAAAUAAAACCCCAAACCAGUAGAAGACAGGAAAUAAUAAAGAUUAGAGCAGAAAUCAAUGCUAUCAAAACCAAAAAGCCCUAGAACAGAUCAUUGAAACCAGGAGCUCGUUCUUUGAAAUAAUUAACAAAAUUGACAAACCCCUAGCUGGUUUGAUCAAAAAGAAAAAGGAAAGAACUCAAAUAAAUAAAACCAUGAAUGAAAGGAGAGAUCACAACCAACACUGUAGAACUACAAACAAUAAUAAGAGAAUAUUAUGUGCACUUAUACACCAAUAAAUUGGGCAGUCUGGAGAAAUGGACAAAUUCCUAGAAACAUAUAAAGUACCAAAAUUGAACCAAGAAGAAAUAGGCAAUUUGAACAGACCUAUAACUGGUAAAGAAAUCAAAUUAGUAAUCAAAAAUCUCCCAAAAAACAAGAGUCCAGAGCUGGAUGGCUUUCCAGGGAAAGAUUUAAACAUUUAACAUUUGAAGAAGAGUUAACACCUAUUCUUUUGAAUCUGUUCCAAAAAAUAGGUAUGGAAGGAAAACUUUCAAACUGAUUCUACAAGGCCAGCAUUACCUUGAUUCCAAAACCAGACAAAGACCCCACUAAAAAGGAGAACUACAGACCAACUUCCUUGAUGAACAUGGAUGCAAAAAUCGUCAAGAUACUAGCCAGCUGGAUCCAACAAUAUGUUAAAAGAAUUAUUCAUCAUGACCAAGUGGGAUUUAUACCUUGGAUACAGGGCUGGUUGUAUAUUCACAAAACAAUCAAUAUGAUACAUCACAUCAAUAAAAGAAAGGAUAAGAACCACGUGAUCCUCUCAGUAGAUGCAGAGAAAGCAUUUGACAAAAUACAGCAUCCUUGCUUGAUAAAAAGCCUCAGGAAAGUAGGGAUAGAAGGAUCAUAUCUCAAGAUCGUAAAAGCCAUAUAUGAAAGACCCACUGCUAAUAUCAUUCGAUGGGCAAAAACAGCUUUCCCCCUAAGGUCAGGAACACGACAGGGAUGUCCGCUCUCACCACUGUUUUUCAACAUAGUGUUGGAAGUCUUGGUCUCAGCAAUCAGACAAUACAAAGAAAUAAGAGGCAUCCAGAUCAGGCAGGAGGAGGUCAAACUUUCACUAUUCACAGUUGACAUGAUACUAUAUAUGGAAAACCCAAAAGAUUCUACCAAAAACCUGCUAGAAGUGAUCCAUGAAUUCAAAAAAGUUGCAGGAUAUAAAAUCAACGCACAGAAAUUGGUUGUAUUCCUAUACACCAAUAAUGAUGCAAUAGAGAGAAAUCAAGGAAUGAUCUCCCUUACAAUUGCACCAAAACCCAUAAAAUAUAUAGGAAUAAAUCUAACCGAAGAGGUGAAAAGUUGAUACACUGAAAACUAUAGAAAGGUUAUGAAAGAAAUUGAAGAAGACACAAAAAAGUGGAAAAAUAUUCUAUGCUCCUGGAUAAGAAGAACAAAUAUUGUUAAAAUGUUGCUACUACCCAAGCAAUUUACAUAUUCACCGCAGUACCUAUCAAAAUAACACCAUCCUUCUUCACAGAGCUAGAACAAAUAAUCCUAAAAUAUAUGGAACCAGAAAAGAUACCGAAUAGCCGAAUCAAUUCUGAAAAAGAUCAAAGCUGGAGGCAUCACAAUCCCAGACUUCAAGCUAUAUUACAAAGCUGUAAUCAAGACAGUGGGUACUGGCACAAAAACAAACACUUAGAUCAAUGGAACAGAAUAAAGAACCCAGAAAUAGACCCCCCAGACGUGUGGCCAACUAAUCUUUGACAAAGCAGGAAAGAAUAUCCAAUGGACUAAAGACAGUCUCUUCAAAUGGUGCUGGGAAAACAUGCAGAAGAGUGAACCUGGUCCGCUUUCUUACACCAUACACAAAAAUAAACUUAAAAUGAAUGAAAGACCUAAACUUAAGACAGGAAGCCAUCAAAAUCUUCAAGGAGAAAGCAGGCAAAAACCUCUUUGACCUUGGUUGCAGCAACUUCUUACUUGACAUGUUUCCGGAUGCAAGGGAAACAAGCAAAAAUGAACUAUUGGGACCUCAUCAAAAUAAAAAGCUUCUGCACAGUGCAGGAAACAAUCAGCAAAACAAAAAGGCAACUGAUAGGAUGGGAGAAGAUAUUUGCAAGUGACAUGUCAGGUAAAGGGUUAGUAUCCAAAAUCUAUGAAGAACUUCUCAAACUCAACACCCAAAAAACAAAUAAUCCAGUGAAGAAAUGGGCAAAAGACAUAAAUAGACACUUCUCCAAAGAAGACAUCCAGAUGGCCAACUGACACAUGAAAAAAUGCUCAACAUCACUCAUCGUCAGGGAAAUACAAAUCAAAACCACAAUGAGAUACCACCUCAGGCCUGUCAGAAUGGCUAACAUUAACAACUCAGGCAACAGCAGAUGUUGGAGAGGAUGUGGAGAAAGAGGAUCUCUUUUGCAUUGUUGGUGGGAAUGCAAACUGGUGAGCCACUCUGGAAAAUGUAUGGAGGUUCCUCAAAAAAUUAGAACUGCCCUAUGACCUAGCAAUUGCGCUACUAGGUAUUUAUCCAAGGGAUACAGGUAUGCUGUUUUGAAGGGGUACAUGUGUCCCAAUGUUUAUAGCAGAGCUGUUGACAAUAGCAAAGUAUGGAAAGAGCCCAAAUGUCCGUUGAUGGAUGAAUGGAUAAAGAGGAAGUGGUGUAUAUAUACAAUGGAGUAUUAUGUGGCAAUCAAAAAGAAUGAAAUCUUGCCUUUUGCAACUCUGUGGAUGGAACUAGUGGGUAUUAUGCUAAGUGAAAUUGGAGAAAGACAAGUAUCAUAACUUCACUCAUAUGAGGACUUUGAUACAAAACAUAAACAUAAGGGAAGGGAAGCAAAAAUAAUAUAAAAACAAGGAAGGGAACACAACUUAAGAGACUCUUGAAUACAGAGAACAAACAGGGUUGCUGGAGGGUUGUGGCGGGGGGAUUGGUUAAAUGGGUAAGGGGCAUUAAGGAAGUCAUUUGUUGUGAUGAACACUGGGUGUUAUACUUAGGGGAUGGAUCACUGGAAUCUAUUCCUGAAAUCAUGAUUAUACCAUAUGCUAAUGAAUUUGGAUGUAAAUUAAAAAAUAAAAAAAAAAAGGAUGGGUGUUCUUUGUGCUGUUCUUAUUUGUAAGUUUUUUCUUAACUUGAAAUUACCUGUGAAUAGUUUUAAAAAAGCUAAAAAAAGGUGCUUUGACUCCUGGAUCAGUGUAUGUGUGUGUGAGAGAGAAAUGAUGGUGGUUGUGUGUAUUCAGAAUUUUCUGAUAUAUGUCAUUGGUUUUUGGGGUGGGUUUGGGAGAGAAGCAGGCAGACAUGUUUUGGUCAAGCUUAUUUGAAUUACUGAAUUUGGUAAGUGAAAUUGAAUAUUAAAUGUGGGUUAAGCCUCCAUGUUGUUAAUUAGCCUAAAAAUAUUGUGGUAUGGCUGUGUUCAUUUAAGUUUUUUUUCAGUUUGUUUUUUUUAGUAUCUUCAAAAUGGCUGAUAAUUUGGAUGAAUUUAUUGAAGAGCGAAAAGCCAAACUGGCCAAAGACAAAGCAGAAUUGGAAAGUGAUCCACCUUACAUGGAAAUGAAGGGAAAGGCAUCAGAGAAGCUUUCUGAAAACAGUAAAAUAUUAAUUUCCAUGGCCAAAGAAAACAUACCACCAAAUAGUCAACAGACCAGGAGUUCCUUAGGAAUUGAUUAUGGAUUAAGUUUACCACUUGGGGAAGAUUAUGAACGGAAGAAACAUAAACUAAAAGAAGAAUUGAGGCAAGAUUACAGACGCUAUCUUACUCAGGGUAUUACACAAGCGAAAAGAAAGAAAAAUUUUCUGUCCACGAGUGAAACAGAUCCAUCUACUCUGGGAGUUUCUCUUCCUAUUGGUGAGAGGUUAUCUGCUAAGGAAAGAUUGAAACUUGAACGCAACAAAGAAUAUAAUCAGUUUCUCAGGGGUAAGGAAGAAUCCACUGAAAAGUUCAGACAGGUAGAAAAGAGUAGUACUGAGCACAAGAAUCAAAGAAAUAAAAAACCUAUUAGUCAGGUUAAGCCUGAUUUACCUUCACAAAUACAAACAUCUUGUGAAAAUUCAGAGGGUCCUACGAGAAAUGUCUUAACGCCUUCGGAGGCAUAUGAAGAGCUUCUAAACCAAAGAAGACUAGAGGAGAACAGAUACCGACAACUAGAUGAUGAAAUUGAAUUAAGGAAUAGAAGAAUCAUUAAAAAAACUAAUGAAGAAGUGGGCAUUUCCGAUAAAAAACAUCAAAGGUUUGCCAGCAAGGCUGACAUUCCAGAGAGAAGAUUUAGCAAGUUUAAUGAUUAUCGUGUUUUUGAUAGACACUAUUAUAGACCAGAUCAAGAUCCUGAAGUAAGUGAAGAAAUGGACGAGAGGUUUAGAUAUGAAAGUGAUUUUGAUAGAAGACUUUUGAGAGUGUAUACAAAUGACAGGAUGUACGGGAACAGACAAGGGAAUGUGCCUCCUAAGGAGUAUGGUGGUGAUGUCACAGAGCAUUCAAACAUACGCAUUUCAUCUGCUGGAAAUAAAAGUGCUCGAGAUAAUGAACCAUCUAAAUCCACUAACCAAGACAUCUGUAGUCCUUUUGCGGGGAUGCUCUUUGGAGGUGAAGAUCGAGAACUUAUUCAAAGAAGGAAGGAGAAAUACAGACUAGAACUACUAGAACAAAUGGCCGAACAACAGAAGAACAAGAGACGAGAAAAAGAUAUGGAACUCAGGGUUGCAGCUUCUGGAGCACGAGACCCUGAGAAAUCGCCUGAUAGACUAAAGCAGUUUAGUGUGGCACCAAGACACUUUGAAGAGAAGAUACCACCUGAAAGACCCAGAGUAGCUUUCCAGACACCUCUCCCUCCCUUACCUGCCCCAUCUGCCCCACCCAUCCCAUCAGUUCACUCCAUCCCAUCUCAAAAUGAAGACUUGCACAAUGGACCCAGCUGCACCCUUGGUGAAAUGGUGACUCCCAGGAUUGCACCUCUGCCUCCUCCUCCCCUGCUACCACCUUUGGCUGCUAAUUAUCGGACUCCUUAUGAUGAUGUGUACUAUUUUUAUGGGGCCAGGAAUACUUUGGAUCCCAGUCUUGCUUAUUAUGGUCCGGGAAUGAUGGGAGGACAGCCUGCAGCUUAUGUUAGUGCUCCUGUCACCCAACAGCCAGCACAGCCUAUUAUGAAUAUGGUUGGACAGAACGAACUGAAAAUCACAAGUGAUCGAGGAAUAAAUUCAGGAUUAAUUUUUGAAGAUAAACCAAAGCCUUCAAAACAGUCACUUCAGUCUUACCAAGAAGCUUUGCAGCAACAGAUUCGGGAAAGAGAAGAAAGAAGAAAGAGAGAACGUGAAGAAAAAGAAGAAUAUGAAGCUAAAUUAGAAGCUGAAAUGAGAAGUUACAACCCCUGGGGGAAAGGUGGAGGUGGUGCUCCUCUGAGAGAUGCAAAAGGCAAUCUGAUAACUGAUUUGAAUAGGAUGCACAGACAAAAUAUAGAUGCCUACCAUAAUCCAGAUGCAAGAACAUUUGAAGAUAAAAGGGCUGUUGUAUCUCUAGACCAAAAUUUAGCCACCUCAAAUGCUGAGAACUUAGAAGAUUCUGCAAAUAAAAACUCAGGUUAUACACAAACACAGAACUCUCCUUUUGCUCGGGGAAAUAUAUUUUGUGAGCCUCCAACUGAACUUCAGAUUAAACAGCAAGAAUUAUACAAGAAUUUUCUUCGUUUUCAGAUUGAGGAAAAGAAACAAAGAGAAGAAGCAGAGCGAGAGAGACUGAGGAUUGCAGAAGAAAAAGAAGAAAAACGGCUUGCAGAACAGAGGGCACGAAUUCAGCAAGAGUAUGAAGAGGAACAGGAAAAGAAGAGGGAGAAAGAGGAGGAGCAAAGGCUCAAAAAUGAAGAGCUUAUUCGGUUAGCUGAAGAAAGACGGAAAGAAGUGGAAAGAAAGAAGAAAGAAGAGGAAGAAAAACAUAAUCUUCAGCUUCAGCACUACUAUGCAAGAGAAAAUAUAAUUGGGGAGGAAACAAAACGCUUGAGACAGCCUUCUCCUGUAGUUCCUGCUCUUCAGAACAAAAUUGCAAGCAAACUCCAAAGACCUCCUUCAGUUGACAGCAUUAUAAGUUCCUUUAUUCAGGAAAGUUCCGUGUCCAGGGCACAGUCUCCUCCAGUACCUGCCAGGAGAAAUCAGCUCCGUGCAGAAGAGGAGAAAAAAAAUGUAAUAAUGGAGUUAUCAGAAAUGAGGAAACAGCUUCGUAGUGAAGAGCGGCGUCUACAAGGGCGGUUGCUACAUAUGGACAGUGAUGAUGAAAUUCAUAUAAGGAAAAGAGAAAAGAAUCCCAUGGAUAUAUUUGACAUGGCUAGACAUCGGUUGCAAGCUCCUGUCAGAAGACAGUCACCUAAGGGCUUAGAUGCUACUACUUUUCAGAAUAUUCAUGACUUCAAUGAGUUGAAAGACAGAGAUUCAGAAACACGAAUUGAUCUGAAAUUUAUGUACCCGGAUCCUCCAAGAGAUCACCACACCUUAGAGAUUCAGCAGCAAGCCCUGCUAAGAGAACAGCAGAAGAAACUGAAUAGAAUAAAGAUGCAGGAAGGUGCUGAAGUUGACUUGGAUGCUAUCCCAAGUGCUAAAGUACGGGACCACAGAAUGCUUAGAGAGCACACUGAUGAUUUUUUGAAAACUUCAUUACUGGAAUCUGAUAGUGCUUUUAUUGGUGCUUAUGGUGAAACAUAUCCUGCCAUUGAAGAUGACCCCCUCCCUCCACAGUCACAGCUGCCCUCUGCAAGGGAGCGCAGGAGGAACAAAUUGAAAGGACUGGACUUUGAUAAUGGUCAUCCUAAUGUACCGCCAGAUGGUCUCUCUUUGAAAUCUGUGUCCAGUAUAAAUAUCGAUCAGCUUAGAACGAGAAAUGAAGAACGGAUGCGAAGACUGAAUGAAUUUCAGAAUAAACCGAUUAAUACAGACGACGAAAGUUCACUGGUUGACCCUGAUGACCUGCUGAAGCACAUGGGAGACGAUGGAUCAAACUCUGUAGCGACUGAGCCCUGGCUCCGCCCAGGCACCUCAGAAACACUGAAAGGAUUCAUGGCAGAGCAACUGAACCAGGAGCAGCAGCAGGUUCCUGGAAAACUAGGCAUUUUCAAUUGGCAGGGCCUGUCUACUGCCCAUGGUUAAAUAAAUCUGUAUUGGACCCAGCAGUGCCUUUUAAGGUGAAAGGAAUGUUAAAUCUGAACCUUUGGAAAUAUGUGUGCUACUUUUGGUCACUACCUGAACGUUACUUACACAAGUUCCAUCUGUAUAUAAGGUGUAUUUUUCCCAUGAUGAUGUAUAUGAUGUACAUAAAAGGCCAUGAUUAAUUUAUAUAAUGUAGAAUUAAAUAGAAUUAUUUUUGCACAAUUUUGCCAUACAUUAGGUGGUAAUGAACUCUUGGAAUCGACUACCAUAUGUGCAUUAUUCUCGUAAGAUAAGGUGAAUAAAACAAGUGUCUUAACAGUA